Messenger RNA from Jaculus jaculus (lesser Egyptian jerboa), 2913 nucleotides. RefSeq names its product armadillo like helical domain containing 3 (gene Armh3). Gene Ontology annotation, biological process: regulation of Golgi organization. Bases 118 to 2187 code for a protein of 689 amino acids. The transcript has 26 exons. The record is from RefSeq and is a predicted model, not a curated record. Gene Ontology annotation, cellular component: cytosol. NCBI's taxonomy places the organism in Eukaryota, Metazoa, Chordata, Mammalia, Rodentia, Dipodidae.
GGAGCGCGCCCGUGAGCCCCGAGCCGCGCCGGCGUCGCUCGUGUCGGGAGCGAGCAGGUCCGUGAGCAGCUCAGGUGGUGGAGCAGGAGGAGGAGCCGGGGGCUCGGUUCUCUAACUAUGGCACAAGUAGAGAAACGAGGAGGCUUGCUUCGGAAAUCUUCAGCCUCCAAGAAACCACUAAAGGAAAAAGUGGUGCUGAUGUACGAUGAGAUUCUCAUGACAGAGGACCCCAGUAAGUGCAGUCCUCGGUUUUGGGAGGAGCUUUUCCUUAUGAAGGUGAAUUUAGAGUACCUGGAAGGCAAGCUAGAAUCUCUUGAUGGUGAGGAGUUAAUGAAGAUCAAGGACAAUAUUAAUUGCUUAUUUCAACACUGCAUCCAGGCUCUGGGAGAAGAGCAUCCAAUUCGAGUAGUCAAUGCAUUGCAGACCUUGUGUGCACUUAUUCGAGGAGUUCACCAAAAGAAUAAGUCUACCUCUGGAUUUGAUAUUAUCAACAUGCUGAUGGGCUUUGACAAAGCGGAGCUCUGCAUGAAGAACUUAAUGGAGAGUUUGGACUCACUGCUUUGUGCUGAAGGCUCUGAAAGCCUGAAGAGUUUAUGUCUGAAACUUCUUCUUUGCUUGGUGACCGUGACAGACAACAUCAGCCAGAACACUAUCCUGGAAUAUGUAAUGAUUAAUAGCAUAUUUGAAGCAAUUUUACAGAUACUUUCCCACCCUCCAAGUCGUAGAGAGCAUGGAUAUGAUGCUGUUGUCCUCUUGGCUUUGCUGGUAAACUACAGAAAAUAUGAGUCUGUGAACCCUUAUAUUGUGAAGCUGUCUAUUGUGGAUGAUGAGGCUACACUCAAUGGAAUGGGGCUUGUGAUUGCUCAGGCUUUAUCUGAGUACAACAGACAGUAUAAAGACAAGGAAGAAGAACACCAGAGUGGUUUUUUCUCUGCUUUAACAAAUAUGGUGGGCAGCAUGUUCAUAUCAGAUGUCAAUGAGAAGAUCUCAGUACAGACCAAUGAAGCUAUUCUUUUGGCACUUUAUGAAGCUGUUCAUUUAAAUCGCAACUUCAUCACAGUAUUAGCUCAGAGUCAUCCGGAAAUGGGGCUGGUGACAACCCCUGUCAGUCCUACUCCAACAACCCCAGUCACACCACUUGGAACCACUCCACCCUCUUCUGAUGUUAUAAGUUCUGUGGAACUCCCACUGGAUGCAGAUGUACAGACCAGUAAUCUGCUGAUAACCUUCUUAAAGUAUAGCUCAAUUGUCAUGCAGGACACUAAAGAUGAACACAGGCUACAUAGUGGCAAGCUCUGUCUGAUCAUCCUUACGUGCAUUGCCGAGGACCAGUAUGCCAAUGCAUUUUUGCACGAUGACAACAUGAAUUUUCGAGUAAACUUACAUAGAAUGCCGAUGAGACACAGGAAGAAGGCAGCAGACAAGAACCUUCCCUGUCGUCCUCUAGUGUGUGCAGUACUGGACCUGAUGGUAGAGUUUAUUGUAACACACAUGAUGAAGGAGUUUCCUAUGGAUCUCUAUGUACGCUGUAUUCAGGUUGUUCAUAAACUACUUUGUUAUCAGAAGAAGUGUAGAGUUCGCCUGCAUUACACCUGGCGGGAACUCUGGUCAGCCUUGAUAAAUUUGCUGAAGUUUCUUAUGUCAAAUGAAACUGUGCUUUUGGCCAAACACAACAUUUUUACAUUAGCCCUUAUGAUUGUGAACCUAUUUAAUAUGUUUAUCACAUAUGGAGACACAUUCCUGCCAACCCCCAGCAGCUAUGAUGAACUUUACUAUGAAAUUAUCCGCAUGCACCAAAGCUUUGACAACCUCUACUCCAUGGUCCUCAGGCUGUCUACCAACGCAGGACAGUGGAAGGAAGCAGCUAGCAAAGUGACUCACGCAUUGGUUAAUGUCAGAGCCAUCAUCAACCACUUUAAUCCAAAAAUUGAGUCCUACGCUGCUGUGAAUCACAUAUCUCAACUGUCAGAAGAGCAGGUACUAGAGGUGGUUCGAGCCAACUACGACACACUCACACUGAAGCUGCAAGAUGGACUGGACCAGUAUGAGCGCUACUCGGAGCAGCACAAGGAAGCUGCCUUCUUCAAAGAGCUGGUUCGAUCCAUUAGCACCAACGUCCGAAGGAAUCUGGCCUUCCACACACUCAGCCAGGAGGUCCUGCUAAAGGAGUUCUCCACUAUCUCCUGAGGCCACACCACCUGACAGCCACUGACUGCCCUUACCCAUGAGGCCCCUGGGCUGGAGGGGAGCGCAGGGAGUGGGGACUGCCUCCAAGACGGGGAAGAAGGAGACAUGACAGGAGUCUCUUGGUGAAGGCCGUACUUCUGUGGAGCUUGGACAGCAGGGGCCAACCCAGGAUGAUCUUAUUUGGGGAAGAAUUGGUGGGCAAAGAGUAUGGGAUUUCAGGUUCAGCUCCUUGGACACUGCCUCAGACAUCCCAUGGAGAUUACAAACUGGUGGGGCAAGCCUCAUCAUUCUGAUGGCCAAUGGCUUGUCUUGGCUUCUGAAAACACAUUAGUUUUCAGAUAUUGCUGGAACCACACAUCCUAUUUCUUUGGACCUAGGACAGAGCUAGGCUGUGUCUACUGCCCCCACUGUACUGUGUCUAGUCCUUAGCACCCUUAGCUCUGGUUGAGGGUAGGUCCGGAAUGGAUACCAUUUUUCUGCUCUCUAAAUCAAAGUGGAUGCCUCUGAGAAGUUGAAAUUGGAAUGUGCCAGGUGCUCUGCGGUCCGACCACUGCUUUCUGAAUUUUCGUUUUGGCACCAGAAGUACCUGUUGGCUUUCCCUUGCCGCCAACCACUGACUCCUCAGCACAAUAGGCCCACAACCUUAGCCUUUCGUUUUUAGUCUGUUUUAAGCUGUCUUAAGGGUAUGUGUGAAAUAAACCUUGACAGGUUUUCUGGAGCCCUCAA